CAUGUUGGCCAGCCUGUGGGAGAAAAUCGGGCAUCGUCUGCUGUUUCCCCCCCUCAAAAACUAACAUACAUCAAAAUCCAAUUUGUUUGCCUUCGAUGUGAGAGAUAAAGCCAUUUGGACGACGAGCAGCCGACAGUCAGUGACAGUGCACCCGGCUGCGGCGGAAGGACUGCCGUUAAACGCUCAAACGACUCCGUGUUUCAACUCAUCGAAAUUUGGAAGAAGCAGAAGUUUUUUUCCCACCACUUCUACUUUUGAGCUGUCAGAUUCGUUUUGUCGUUUUCUGCAAGGGCCUGGCACAGGUAUGGGAAGAGGCCCGGACUAACCCUCUCCACAAACUGUGCUUUUACGAACAGACGCUACAUUGAAGUUUAAGUUGCCUUUUGUUUGGAUGCAGCAACAUUUUAAGCCCUUAUCCUCUGCGGCAUCCUGCGGAGGCUGACUAAUCUGUCGCCGCAUUUAUCUUCUGCCACUGAAGUUAUUUGCCACUCAUACUGGGAAACAUCUUUCGACACUGGAAAUGUGGCUUUUGUACAUUCAACGCAACCAGAAACGUUUCAUCGUCUGUGAAAGCCUGAGGAGAACGAUGUGUUUUCUUUGAAGUGGAGGCGGAAAGUUCACACGAAGAAAGAACAAUUUGGCUAGCUAGCUACCGCUGGCUGCUAAAAGCUAGCUAGCCAGCCUUCUGUCUCGCCAGUGAGCUUUUUUUGUCCAUAACCCAACACCGGGACUGAGUUCAACAGCAAAAAUGUCUGCUGGAGAAAGUCUGGGGGCUCGAUUUGGAAAAAUCGAUGCCAUGUUGAAGGACCCAAAGUCAGAAAUAAAUACGGAUUGUCUUCUGGAUGGCUUGGAUGCACUGGUGUACGACCUUGACUUUCCUGCCCUGAGGAAAAACAAGAGCAUUGACAACUUUUUGAAUAGAUAUAAGGAAACCAUUAGUAAAAUUCGGGACCUACGCAUGAAAGCGGAGGACUAUGAGGUGGUUAAAGUUAUUGGGAGGGGAGCAUUUGGAGAGGUGCAAUUGGUAAGACACAAAGCCACAAGCAAGGUAUACGCCAUGAAGCUGCUGAGCAAGUUUGAGAUGAUCAAAAGGUCGGACUCUGCUUUCUUUUGGGAGGAGAGGGACAUCAUGGCUUUUGCCAACAGCUCAUGGGUGGUGCAGCUCUUUUUUGCCUUCCAGGAUGACCGCUACCUCUACAUGGUGAUGGAAUACAUGCCCGGUGGCGACUUGGUUAACUUGAUGAGCAACUAUGACGUCCCAGAGAAGUGGGCCCGCUUUUACACUGCUGAGGUGGUGCUGGCUCUGGACGGUAUCCACUCUAUGGGCUUCAUUCACAGGGACGUGAAGCCUGAUAACAUGUUGUUAGACAAAGCAGGCCACUUAAAACUGGCAGACUUUGGGACGUGCAUGAAAAUGAAUAAGGAUGGUAUGGUACGAUGUGACACAGCAGUGGGAACUCCAGAUUACAUUUCGCCUGAGGUACUGAAAUCCCAAGGAGGAGAUGGUUAUUAUGGCAGAGAGUGUGACUGGUGGUCAGUGGGAGUGUUCCUGUACGAAAUGCUAGUCGGCGACACGCCUUUCUAUGCAGACUCACUGGUUGGGACCUACAGCAAAAUUAUGAACCAUAAGAAUGCCCUGACCUUCCCUGAUGACAGUGACAUCUCCAAUGAUGCCAAGAAUCUCAUCUGUGCUUUCCUGACUGACAGGGAGGUUCGUCUUGGCCGGAAUGGUGUAGAUGAGAUCAAGAGGCAUCCUUUUUUCAAGAAUGAUCAGUGGACAUGGGAGAGCAUCAGAGAAACGGCUGCCCCUGUAGUGCCUGAACUGAGCAGUGACGUUGACACCAGUAAUUUUGAUGACAUUGAGGAAGAUCGGGGAGAGGAGGAGACCUUUCCAAUACCAAAGGCCUUUGUGGGCAACCAGCUCCCCUUUGUAGGCUUCACUUACUACAGCAAUCAGCACCUUUCACGAAGCUCCUCCACCACAAAAGCCAGUGACAAACGUAGCAGCUCCACAAAGGAAGACAAGAGUCAUCUGGAGAACUUGCAGAAAAGAAUCUACCAGCUGGAGGAACAACUCCACAGUGAGAUGCAGCUGAAGGAUGAAUUGGAGCAGAAAUGCAGGACCUCAGACACCAAGAUUGAAAAGCUCACGAAAGAACUGGAUGAGGAGGCAAACCUGAGGAAGGGCACAGAGGCAAGCAUGUCUCUGCUGGAGAAGGACAAGAUGAUGAUGCAGCACAGAUCCACUGAGUACCAAAGAAAAGCUGACCAGGAGGCAGAGAAGAGGCGCAAUUUGGAGAAUGAAGUGUCAACUUUAAAAGAGCAGCUCGAAGAUAUGAGAAAGUUAAGCCAGAACUCUCAGGCCUCAAAUGACAAGAUUGUCCAGCUGCAGAAUCAGCUUGAAGAGGCCAACGACCUCCUGCGGGCAGAGUCGGACACGGCGGCGAGAUUGAGGAAGAGCCACACGGAGAUGGCCAAGUCAAUGAGCCAGUUGGAGAGUUUGAACCGUGAGCUGCAGGAGAGGAGCCGCUCGGUAGAUGGAGAGAAAGCUCAGGUGGAGAAGGAGCUCCUGCUUAUUCAGAGCACCCUGGACUCAGAGAGGAGGAACUACAGCCAAGGCUCUGAGGAGAUCAGGGAGCUGCAAGCGAGGAUGACAGGGGUGCAAGAAGACAACAAAAGCUUGAAGCUCAGCCUCUCUAAAGUGGAGGGCGAACGCAAACAGGCCCAGGAGAGAAGCAAUACCCUGGAGAAGGAAAAGAAUAACCUGGAGAUAGACCUGAACUACAAACUGAAGACCCUGCAGCAGCGUCUGGAGCAGGAACAGACUGAGCACAGAGGGACGCGGGCGCAGCUCACCGACAAAUACGAGUCUAUUGAAGAAGCCAAAUCAGCUGCCAUGAAUGCUGUUCAACAGAAGAUGUCGGAGGAGAAUGGAGCGAGGAUGCGAGCGGAGAGCCGGGUAGUGGAGGUCGAGAAGCAGUGCUCGAUGUUAGAGUUUGACCUCAAGCAGUCUGUGCAGAAGAUGGAGCAGCUGAUGAAGCAAAAGGAGAGGCUGGAAGAUGACGUGAAGAACCUGCGGAUACAGUUAGAACAGGAUUCAAGCAAACGCGCUCAGGCCCAGAAUGAGCUGAAGGGUCGCAUGCAGGAGAUCGACCGUCUUAGGUGUUCAGAGAAGCAGGCCAAACAGGAGAUCAAUGCAGCUCUAGAGAGUAAACGCUCCCUGGAGUUCCAGCUGGCACAGCUGACCAAACAAUACAGAGGCAACGAGGGACAGAUGAGGGAACUUCAGGACCAGCUUGAGGCCGAACAGUAUUUUUCUACGCUUUACAAAACUCAGGUCAAAGAACUAAAGGAGGAGAUUGAGGAGAAGAACCGGCAGGUACAAGAGGCUCAUAAAAAGGUGCAGGACUUGUGCAGUGAAAGGGACUCCCUGUCUGCCCAGCUGGAUCUGACUGUGACUAAGGCUGAGUCAGAGCAGCUUGCCCGGGCACUUCAGGAGGAGCAGUACUUUGAGCUCAGCCAAGAGAACAAGAAGACAAUAACUAGACAUAAGCAAGAGGUUGGAGAGAAGGAGUCUACUAUUGCACGACUUGAGGAAUCCAAUAAAACUCUGACCAAAGAUGUGGAGAACCUCAGCAAAGAGAAAGCUGAGCUAAAUGAGAAGCUUCGUACUCAGGAAGACGAGUAUGCAGCUCAGAAGGAAGACAUUACAAAUGCAAUCAAGGCCAACUAUGAGAAGAUCCUCAACACAGAGCGCACACUGAAGACUCAGGCGGUGAACAAGCUGGCCGAGAUCAUGAACCGCAAAGACAUGAAACUGGACCAGAAGAAGAAGGGCAGUACUGCUGACCUGCGAAAGAAAGAGAAGGAGAACCGCAAGCUUCAGCUGGAACUCAACCAGGAGAAGGAGAAGUUCAACCACAUGGCCAUCAAGUAUCAGAAGGAGCUAAGCGAGAUGCAGGCGCAACUGGCAGAGGAGUGCACAUAUCGUAACGAGUUGCAGAUGCAGCUGGACAGUAAGGAGAGUGACAUCGAGCAGCUUCGGGAGAAACUGAACGACCUGCAGCAGCGCAUGGAUAACUCUAGUGUGACCAGCUUGCAGACAGAUGAAACAGACAGCAACAUCGCAGAAUCUAGAUUGGAGGGUUGGCUCUCUAUUCCUAACCGCGCUAAUAUCAAGAGAUACGGAUGGAAGAAGCAGUAUGUGGUGGUGAGCAGUAAGAAGAUUCUGUUCUACAACGACGAGCAGGAUAAGGAACAGUCCAAUCCUUCAAUGGUACUAGAUAUUGACAAACUGUUUCACGUCAGACCAGUCACACAAGGAGACGUGUACCGAGCUGAGACAGAAGAGAUUCCAAGGAUAUUCCAGAUCCUUUAUGCCAACGAGGGAGAGUGCAGGAAGGAGGCGGACAUGGAGACGGUCCCUCAGGGUGACAAGACCAACUGUUUCCCCCACAAAGGCCACGAGUUCAUCCCCACGCUAUAUCACUUCCCUUCCAACUGCGAGGCCUGCGCCAAGCCUCUGUGGCACGUCUUCAAGCCGCCUCCGGCCCUGGAGUGUCGCCGCUGCCACGUCAAGUGCCACAAGGACCACCUCGACAAAAAGGAGGACGUUAUUGCUCCUUGCAAAGUUAACUACGAUGUGACCUCCGCCCGGGACAUGCUCCUGCUGGCUCUGACCCAAGAUGAGCAGAAGAAAUGGAUUGGCCACCUUGGAAAGAAGAUUCCUAAGACCCCACCAUCCACUUUUUCAAGAGCCUCACCUCGUACUAUGUCCACUCGCUCUGGCCCGAACCAGUCCUUCCGCAAGAACCCUAAAAGCAAUACAGGAAAGCUGAGCAGAGCGCAGUCCAGCCUCCAAGCAGCAGACACAACAUCCAGCACUUGUUGACAGGAACUUCUUCAGAAAGUGUUGAUGAUUUUUAGACUUUGUCUACAGAUUUAAACUAUUUAUUAAUUGUGUUCCUGGGUGUUUCUAACACGAGACACUUCUUGGUUGGUUGGUUAACUCCCUGGGCUCUUUUCCAGUUGACACUUGGGAUUCUUGUUUUUCUAAUUGGCACUAAUAAUGUGUUGUUGGGUUCAGUAACUAACUUACAGACUUACUAUACAACCCUCCUGAGAAUGUGGUCCACUUUAUGGGUAUUUAUAUCACCUGUCAAACAUGAUGCAAAGGUGUUAACGGGGUAAAGCAGCAUAUCUGUUUCCUGUUGUAUGUUGACUUAAAAUGGGUUACUAACCAAGGUUAAGAUAUUUUGUCUUUCCUUUACUGGACACCUGUCUCUGUUCUUUCUUUCAGCUAACCGUCUGAACCAUUGGAUUCUUUUCUGGACUCUAUACUUUCCCUCCUCCCCCCUUCCUCAUCCUCAAAAACGAAGAAACCUGUAUUACAUAGAAAAUUUGGUUAAAAAAUAAUAAAAAUAUAUAUAUAUAUGUCAGUAAAUAACCAGCGCUGGAAAAUUGCAACACAUGUCAGACACAAGGCAUCAUGGACAAUAAGAGGCCUGAUACCCCCAUUCCACCCUCUCACAUCUUUGAGAUAAAAACAUCAUCCAUCUACACAAACUUGCAGCUCUCCAUUUCUACCAGAAGAUGGCACACUCAUCUUGAAAGAUGGACAGAGGAGAGCUGAAGGGACUCAUGUCAUGGAGGCAUUCUGUGUUUCAUAUCAUAUGACAGUUCUGAUGGAUAUCGGAAGGUAAAAGGGGGUUUUGCUGGGACUUCUGCAAGUAUGUGUUUGGUUAAAGGUACUGUCAUACAGGGAUUGCAGAUCUGCAGUGAGUGAUUGUGUCUCAGGGGUGAAAAAUGAUUAUCUAUCUAUUUUUUACUUCUUUCCCCGCCUGACAGAUACUCGAGUUCAGUGUAAGCAUACUUCUGUUUUCAGCAUAACAAAAAAUGACUGAUGCCUUCAUUAAACGUCUCGGCCUUUUUGCCUUUAUUCUUAUUACUCUGCAAGUCAGUUAUCAGGUUUGGGACAGAGUAUUGGGACAUGAGUAUUAGAUGUUUUGAGUAUUGAGUGAGGAGCAUGCAAGAUCAUCAUUUAAAUCUAUGCAUUAUUUUUAUUAUUAUAAUUAUUUUUAUUACUCCUUGCCGUACGGAAAAUACCAUUGUAAUGGCAUAUAGGAGUCCUAAAAAUCUAUUGACUUUUUUCUGUUUAUUUGGUACAUUGUCUCUGUAAUGUUUUUUUUUCUCUUGUAUUAUUUUUUGUUUUGUAAUGUAUUGCCUUACAUUGAUUCAUAGAUAAAUGGUUCAAAAGGAAAACAUUAAGUUAACAAAUGUAAAACUGCACUGUUUGAAUUGUAAAUUAUUUUUAGAAGACUAAACAGGUGUAGCAUUUGGCCCACCUAGUGCCUUAACGUUUGGAUAUUGAUUUUACUGCCAUAUCUGUUUUUUCUUUAUUUCUCCAAAACAAGACAAAUCUUAACUCUUCCAUCGUUUAUUUUUUAAGAAAUCACCACACAUUCGUGGUUUUAUCAAAACUUACUUUUUGUGGUUUGACUAUAUAAAAAUAUAUAUAUUAGAUUACCUCUUUAUGGACACAUUGCAAUAGGUUUAGCGUGUUAAAACAAAAGUCCCCAGACUCAGUUCAUAUCAAAUGACAAAUUUCGGGAUGGUGUACCUAAAGCAAGGCCUAUCUGUGUUGUCUUUGUUAACAAAUACAAGUUGUUUCUUUAACACGGUAAUGUCCCGUUAAUGCAAACCCCCCCACAGUGUAUAUAAUGAGAGAGACACAAGGAUUAUGGAAUACCUCCGCAAUCUUUUUAUUUGUAACUUUUUGUUCAGUUAAGAAAAGCACUGGAACUAUGAUCUACUCUUGUCUUGGAUAAUUUGCAUGGUUAAUUGCAUUGGAGUCCGCACUGAUGGAUAUGUCAAUAAACAUAUCUUUAUCAUU
Messenger RNA from Scomber japonicus (chub mackerel), 6892 nucleotides. RefSeq names its product Rho-associated, coiled-coil containing protein kinase 1 (gene rock1). The record is from RefSeq and is a predicted model, not a curated record. Bases 749 to 4891 code for a protein of 1380 amino acids. Gene Ontology annotation, biological process: actomyosin structure organization; embryonic morphogenesis; Rho protein signal transduction. Gene Ontology annotation, molecular function: Rho-dependent protein serine/threonine kinase activity; small GTPase binding; ATP binding. The transcript has 33 exons. Gene Ontology annotation, cellular component: cytoskeleton; cytoplasm. NCBI's taxonomy places the organism in Eukaryota, Metazoa, Chordata, Actinopteri, Scombriformes, Scombridae.